AUGAGUAGCGGGCCCCAAACUCCGAUGACCCCCGAUGGAGUCGACCACCACGAGGACGACCAACUCGAGAGUGAAGACGAAGGUCAAAAUGACACCACAAUGCAGGAUGAAGGCGACGGAGGUGAACAACGGACUUUACAGAACGGGAAGUCGUAUGUCUUGUCCGACGAGACGACAGACUACAGUAUCUUCUCAAAUCCUCCAGAUCUGGGUGAGAUGCGAAAAAGACUUCACGACCUUGAAGAGCCCAUUGAGCUUCCAGUCGCGGACUUCGAAGCCUACUUCCCCUUUGUCGACAACAUCUGGCGUAAAAUGAGAUCCGGCGAACAGCCUGAGACCAGCGUUCGAACAGAGUACUAUGCUUGCCGACUACGGAAGAGCGGCAACCAGAAGCCUCAUGUCCCUCGUCCCACCCCUGAGGGCAAACAAGCAAGGAAGAAAAGAGCCCGAGACGACAAGACAUGCUCAAUGACAAUGAAGGUGGUGUAUAACCCGGGCUCGGCUCAGAGCUGCACUAUCUCGAGGGCCGUCGAAGCGUUCCAGAAGCAUACGCACGACCUGGACUACAUUGAUUCUACCAAGCGUAAUUCUGGCAUCAUGGAUACUGCCCGUCGAGAAGCAGUUCGAGGCUUCUUGCCAGCCUCCAUCUACUGGAAGAUGUGGGAGGAGCCAGAGAAGAUGUAUGCCGCCGGCGGAAAAUUCAUGAAGGUCUCAGAUGUCAGAAAUGUCCAAUAUGCUUGGAGACAAGAUAACCAGAACGUCGUCCUCAAGGCACAUACUGGUUUCACCCUGACUCGCGCCCCGCGACAGCACCAUGCCACUCCACCAAAGCCGCUCCCACCUCCUGCGCAACCUGGUGUCUUUGGCAGAUUGGAACCGAACAAUACGGAACCGCCCAGACCUGACGCGCCUCUAGCACCCACAGACACGUUGCAAUAUCCUCAACACGCGAGGUCUUUUCUAGAGCGAUACAUGCCAGAUCCAAAUGCUGUCGCAAGUCGUGGCCGACCUCACAUUACCCUGACCUGGGCAAGCAGUCUUGAUAGUAAGAUAACUCUGGUUGCGGGCACCUCCACCGCCAUUUCUGGUCCAGAAACCAAAGCUAUGACGCACUAUCUCCGAAGUCAACAUGAUGCCAUACUCAUUGGAGUCACCACUGCCAUGGUUGACGAUCCCGCUCUGAACUGCCGCCUCGCCGGUCCUAAUGGGUAUGGUGGCCUUCCCCGAGAGCAGCAGCCUAGACCCAUUAUCAUCGAUCCGCAUGCUCGCCUGAUCAUCAGGCCAGAACUCAAAGUCCUGAAGAAUGCAGCUGAGGGUCGAGGGAAGGGGCCGUGGGUGGUGGUAGCUCCCGGAGCAAUGUUACAUCCUGUGGCUGUGAGCACCUUGAAAUCUCACGGUGGUGAAUACCUCAUGAUCAAUGAUUACAAUCCUCAAGCGGGUGGGUUGAAUUGGGCAGGACUCUUCAAUGUACUCUAUCGCGAAGGCAUCAGGAGUGUGAUGAUAGAGGGCGGUGGAGCUGUACUUUCCGAACUACUCAAACUACGAUAUUCCCACAUUAUCGAUUCGGUCAUCAUGACCAUUGCACCGACGUUCUUUGGCAAAGGAGGAGUGCCGGUCUCACCUGAUCCAACUUUUGAUUAUUCUGGAAGGCCUAUUGCGACACGGCUGAGAAAUGUUCGGUGGCAACCAAUGGGAGAAUCUGACGUGGUCCUCUGUGGUCAGAUGGCCAUUGAUCGACCAGGCAAUGGCAUCCUACAGGGAAUUGAGGAGUUUUCAAGGGCUACGCCAGACGGACCUAAUCAGCACCAGAAGCAGCCGCAAAUGCAGGCCCAACCACCACCGCCGCCUCCUAACCUUCCCCCAAACCACCAGACUCAGCAGCAGCAGCCACCGCAACCCGCGGUUCCCCAUAGUGUUGCUCAACAAGUGGCAGCUCCCCCAUCACAGGGACCUUCACCUCAGCCUGCCCAGGAGCAGCCAACGCCAUCACAAGCCUCACCGGCAACUUAG
Messenger RNA from Exophiala spinifera, 2010 nucleotides. RefSeq lists its product as uncharacterized. The coding region runs from base 1 to 2010 and encodes 669 amino acids. Gene Ontology annotation, molecular function: 5-amino-6-(5-phosphoribosylamino)uracil reductase activity. Gene Ontology annotation, biological process: riboflavin biosynthetic process. The transcript has a single exon. NCBI's taxonomy places the organism in Eukaryota, Fungi, Ascomycota, Eurotiomycetes, Chaetothyriales, Herpotrichiellaceae. The record is from RefSeq and is a predicted model, not a curated record.